AUGAAACGCACCGCACCUUCUCCAAAACGCCGGGGACUCUUCAGACAUGAGCCACGCCAACUCAAUCCUCAGCUAUCUGGAUUGUGUCCAGAGGCUAUCAACGUCAGCUCUGCCAGUGCCAGAUCUAUGAUUGCAGAUAUCAACUCCGAGCACGCCCAUAGGCACUUGGCUUUCCAAAGCACCAGUGACCAACUCGAGCUUCUGAGGCUUGAGGCCUUGCGUCUCAAAAUAUUGGAGUCCACAACACCCAAGUCUAAUCCAGCAAAUAAGAUGUCUCCUCAACGUGUGACCUCCGUCUCAACUCAAGACUUGAGUUCCAAUGGAGAACCUGGUCCCACCGUCCCAAACUCGACGCGAACCUCAGUGCGAUCCCGUGCUGCAGUCCUGAGCGAGAGUGAGAUCAGCGUCCUUGACCUCGGUCCCAGUCUGCACUCUACCCAUAUUUCAGCUCAAGCCUCUCGCCGCAACUCAUCUUCUACAGAUGCUCCUACUGGAGUCAUCCUCGCCCGUACCACUGCUCCCAACUUUGUCCUGGGCCCUGGAAGUGACAUUUCGGACCAACCAGUUGAGCGCCACUUCAGGAUAGACGAGCUUGAAUCUGAGGCUCUCACUUCUGCUACGGGGUCCGUCAACGAGUUUCCUCUAAACCUACGUCAACGCCGCCAGAACCGACCCAACGCCAAUGUGCCCAACCCCCAGGAGUUGCGAACUCGUCGCGUAAACCGUUCAUCUACCAUCAGUGGGGCCCAUGGUUUGAGAGAUAGAUCUGGCUUCGACCACAGCCCUACUUCCUUCGCUGACGAGCCUGUUCGCCGGAUCUUCUCGCUCUCUGUUCCGCAAUCUCCCCAGUCUCCCUCCCUGCCUCCCCACCCAACUCUACGACGUGCUCAGAGCUCAUUUAAUGGAAUGGACCCGGCCUUUUCGGCUAUGCGCAAUGCAGAGCGGGCGAGACGAAAUGCACGCGACGCUGAAGGCUCACGGGAUGUCGAUCGGGAAUGA
Penicillium egyptiacum is the source of this 999-nucleotide messenger RNA. The record is from the annotation of a GenBank genome assembly. Lineage: Eukaryota; Fungi; Ascomycota; Eurotiomycetes; Eurotiales; Aspergillaceae.